UUCGUAGGCAACAAGCAACAACAGCGUCAGUAGGUUCUGCGUUGGCGCAUGUGCUUGUUGCUUAGCGAUUGCUUGACGUGUGUUUCGUGAAUGGUGUUGGCUGUGUUUUGACUCUAAAUAUCGAUAAAUAUGGGCGAAAUCCGCCUUACUAGAGACCUGUUUUUAUGGGCGAUGUCAAUCAUAUAUCUCAGUGCAUUUGCCUCACUUUAUCAUCAAAUACCGGGAUUAUAUGGUGACCGAGGCAUACUUCCCAUCCGUGCGAUUCUACCUGUUGACACGUCAAAAGGCGCGAGCCAUGAACAAAUAACGAAACUGCCGACGUUACUAUGGCUCGCGCCCAAUUUUGGCCUCAAAGUUUCCACUAUGAUGGAAUUUAUUGCGCUGCUCGGAACUGUCUUGUCGUUUGUGGCUAGCGUGUGGUCACGAUUCAGGGACUGCUUCAGUUUCUUGCUUCUCUGGGUGCUCUACUUCUCAUUAUAUCAGGUGGGACAGACUUUCAUCUGGUUUCAGUGGGACAUUCUCCUUCUGGAAGCAGGCUUCUUAUGCGUACUUGUUGCCCCCGUGGGGAUUUUGCAUCAUACUUUGGGCCUAAGUUCGCAAUGGUCGCUGCCUCACCAUCCGCAUGACCGAGUGACACUCUGGUUGGUUCGUUGGCUUCUCUUCAGGCUCAUGUUCGCCUCUGGUGUCGUGAAACUCACCAGCAAGUGCCCAACCUGGUGGGGGCUCACAGCCCUGGAUAUCCAUUUUGAAAGUCAAUGCAUACCAACCUCAGCUGCGUGGUUUUUUCACCACCUGCCCAGUUGGCUGCUUCGGUUGGGAGUGGUGCUGACUUACGUCGUGGAAAUCUUUGUUCCUUUCCUCUUUUUUGUCCCUCUCCGAUCUGUAAAAAACUUGAGCUUCUACAGUCAGGUGAUCUUUCAGGCUCUCAUUCUUCUCACUGGGAACUACAACUUUUUUAACCUUCUCACCAUUGUUCUGUGCCUAUCACUCAUUGAUGACGACUUCUUUACCAAUGGAUUCCGAAGAAAUCUUGGCCACAAGUCGUUCCUGCAAACCACAGGUAGUAUCAUGGGAAGCACAGCCUCACUUGUCAUCUUUUUUGGCCUCUUUCAACUGUCUGUAAAGCUGUUUAACAUCAGACUGCUCUCUGAUUGGAGUAUCAGCACAAGGAUAGCAUUUACACCAGCCCAGUUUCAAAGAUAUCUCAGCGAGACUAUGCCAUUUACGAUCUGGAUUGGGAUUGCGUCACUGGGAGUCAAUAUACUGGUAUCACUUUACAGGUCACUAUUUUUUGAGCGAGGCAUAUUCAGGCGUCUGGUGUGCACAGUAGGAACCUUACUGUGCGGAGCUGUGGCUAUCUGGAUGUUUUGCGUCUCUCUGGUUCCCUUCUCAAACCUAGACCACAGCAUGCAAGGCCGACUGUGGCCUGUCAUAAGGCAGUGGCAUUCCAAGGUUGAACCAUUCAGUAUAACCAGUUCCUAUGGGCUCUUCCGUAGAAUGACAGGCAUUGACGGACGUCCUGAGGUCAUUCUCGAAGGUAGCGAGUCAUCUACAGGGCCCUGGAAGGAGUACCAUUUUCUCUACAAGCCAGGCAACGUCUCUUGUGCUCCACCAAUCAACAUUCCACAUCAACCUCGCUUGGACUGGCAGCUGUGGUUUGCAGCACUCGGGAGGUUAGAACACAACCCAUGGUUUGUUGGUCUUGUGCAUCGGUUGCUCACAAACCAGGAUGAAGUACUGAACUUAAUAGACCGAGAGAGGAGCCCUUUCCCUCAGAGCCCGCCAAAGUACAUGAGAGCCCAGCUGUACACCUACCACUACACUCCAUAUGACCCCAAGAGGAGAAUGCCCAAUGUAGGAGAUUGGUGGACACGGAGCAACCCAACAGAGUACAUGCCACCUCUACAAAAAGAUCAUCCAUCUCUUACCCAGUUCUUGCAGCAGGCAUCCAUUCCUACGGACUCCCCAGGGUUCAAGUCAACAAAUCCCUACUUAAAACCUGUGUUAGCCAAAGCCAGGGAAGUAGCAAAGUCCAUGGCACCAACAACUUUCGUCUGGUCUUGGUUGGCAACUGCAAUCUCGAUCAAGUACAUUGCAAGAAUGUUGCGCAUUUAGACCAAAGAGGAAGUGAAUGUGUUUGUUUCUGACUCUGUAUUCUGUUCAACUAAGUUACUUAACUAUUUUCUUUCUUUUUGUUCCAUAAAUAUCCCUCAUUAUGCAGUCAAAAUUUUGUUGCAAGCUCCAGCGCAAAGAUAUCAUGUUGGAAAGCGGAUUGUUUCGAAAGAUAAAUCAUGCUCAAGAUAGCUCACGCACAAGUAAAGUGAUUAAACGAGAUAGCGGUGGACUGCCCAGCAGAAACUCUGUCGGAAAAGUUAUAGGGUUGAUUACAGAUUGUGCGUCAUGGAAAGUUGGAAAUGGUUUAGGGGGGUAGCUGUUCUUUCUCAUGCCUUAUAUUGAGUAGACCAGCAGUUAGACCAUUUUGCUUUCUGUGUGAUUUUAUGAGUGCUCAGUUUUCAUGUUAACAGUACUGUGCUUGUUGUUCUGCCUGUCUGCAUGCCAACAGUACAUGUGCAUUUCCUACACAUUAAAACACUGGCACACAACACACACACAUUCAUUCACAAAUACCAAUUUUCUUGCCACCUGUCUGUAUAUCCUAGUCAGACUUUUGAAACUGCAUUUGAUAUGAAGCAUUUUGCAACUCACAAACUGGCAAGUAAUUGACAUGUACAGAAUUAGGUUGUAAUAGGAGUGUUUCUAAAGCCUUUUGCUUCAAAGGACUAGCUCGAAAUGUCAUUGGGUUUGAAAGUCACAUCAUAUCCCUCGAUAACUUGGAACUGUCUUACGCAUACAUCACAGAGUGUGCAACACUUACGUACAAAGCAAAGCUCAUUUUUAUUAAAGAUAAUUUGAGGAGA
Molecule: messenger RNA, 2918 nt
Organism: Ornithodoros turicata
Lineage: Eukaryota; Metazoa; Arthropoda; Arachnida; Ixodida; Argasidae
Product: lipase maturation factor 2-like
Exons: 15
Coding region: 130-2115 (661 amino acids)
Biological process (GO): protein maturation
Cellular component (GO): endoplasmic reticulum membrane
Source: RefSeq, a predicted model, not a curated record